Molecule: messenger RNA, 1070 nt
Organism: Saccostrea echinata
Lineage: Eukaryota; Metazoa; Mollusca; Bivalvia; Ostreida; Ostreidae
Exons: 6
Coding region: 41-1033 (330 amino acids)
Source: RefSeq, a predicted model, not a curated record
GUUUACUUCCGAACAUCUUUAGAAUUAAAACAAUAACAACAUGGUAGCCAUAUUUAUCUGGUUUGGAUUCUAUUUACCUGCAUCAAUACAAGGAUCCCCGGCUUGUCCAAAUGAAGGCCUUCCUGUAAUUAACAUGUGCAAGGGAGGCUCUUUGGUAAAAUCAAAUUUACUGAUGGACUUUUCCUUCGCUCAGCACUCGUCCGUCACAACAUGUCGAUGCGAGAUUCUCGUCAUAAAAGGGAGGCAAUUCCAUUUCAGCCAAGUUACCGCCCCUGGUUACGUGGGAUGUGGCUCGGAGAUCCACGUUCAGAAGAAUGAUAAACCACAUUCAGGGGACAUAAUCCCAUGCUAUGGGGGAACAACUGUUCCUGGACUUAAGGAGGGCAAUACCCUGCAGAUUACGAUAAUGAAACAUAAUUCACCGUUUGACGUUCAUUACUGUUACAGGCUGGAUAUAACUGGUGCUACCGAUGCUGCAAUGUCUGUUACUUGUUAUAAUGAAAUAAUCCAACUAACAACAACUGAGCAAAUCUCGACAACAGCAAGUACGGAAAUCGUCACACAAACUAAUGACGUCACCACUAUCUUUUGGAAUACAAGCCAAUCAGAGACGUCUUUGAAAAACAAGAACCUGAAUUUGGCACCAUAUGUAAACAAUCAAGAAUGCAACAAGUCAACCCUUUAUACAGUGAUUGCACUCUUGCUGGUGCUUCUAACGGCAGUUGCGUGCUAUGCUGCCAUAAUCACCUUCAAGUUUUUUACCAGAGAUUAUAAAAAAUCAGAAAAGUUACAGCAAAAUAAUGAUAUCUAUGAAGAAAUUCCCGCCAGAAACUAUAUAAGUUCAACACCAGUUUAUGAAACGGAAGUGCAAAAGCGUCGCUAUAGCAACUGUCAAAAUGGUGACCAGAACACCUUACGAUCAAACGUUCCAGGGCAUUGGAAUUGGACCUAUGGCGAACACAGAGAAACGGACACACGUUAUGAAAAACCCGGCCCCGCCCAUACAUACGAAUAUGAAGUGGCCAAAUUCUAAAUAUUUUUAGUCCUUUAUUAUAAAAUGAAGGUUUUAU